Medicago truncatula (barrel medic) is the source of this 1164-nucleotide messenger RNA. Its product is annotated as probable glutathione S-transferase. Bases 169 to 828 code for a protein of 219 amino acids. Gene Ontology annotation, molecular function: glutathione transferase activity. Gene Ontology annotation, biological process: glutathione metabolic process. NCBI's taxonomy places the organism in Eukaryota, Viridiplantae, Streptophyta, Magnoliopsida, Fabales, Fabaceae. Gene Ontology annotation, cellular component: cytoplasm. The record is from RefSeq and is a predicted model, not a curated record. The transcript has 2 exons.
UGUCCUCACAAACUCACUGUUCCAUAUUCCACAUUUUCACACGCUACAUCUCCACGCUUUUCACUCCACAUCUCACUCUAUAAAUACAGAGUUCCAUCCUUUGUACUUUCUCACAGCCACACAUUUCUUCUUCUUCCAUAACAAUUCAUUCUUUUCUUUCUACUAGCCAUGGCUGAUGAAGUGAUUCUGCUAGAUUACUGGGUAAGUCCAUUUGGCAUGAGGGUCAGAAUAGCCUUAGCUGAAAAGGGUAUCAAACAUGAGUACAGAGAAGAAGAUUUAAGGAACAAAAGCCCUUUGUUGUUACAAAUGAACCCUGUUCAUAAGAAAAUCCCUGUUCUUAUUCAUAAUGGUAAAUCAAUUUGUGAAUCUUUAAUUGCUGUUCAGUAUAUUGAUGAGGUUUGGAAUGAGAAAUCUCCUUUGUUGCCUUCUGAUCCUUAUCAGAGAUCACAAGCUAGAUUCUGGGCUGAUUAUGUUGAUAAGAAGAUCUAUGAAGUUGGAAGGAACCUUUGGACCAAAAAAGGAGAAGAACAAGAAGCUGCCAAGAAGGAAUUCAUAGAGGCUCUCAAAUUGUUGGAGCAAGAGCUGGGAGACAAGACUUACUUUGGAGGAGACAAGAUUGGUUUUGUGGAUGUAGCACUUAUUCCAUUCUACACUUGGUUUAAAGGCUAUGAGACCUUUGGCAACAUCAAUGUAGAGAAGGAAUGCCCUAAGUUCAUUGCUUGGGCCAAGAGAUGCAUGCAGGUUGAGAGUAUUUCCAAGUCACUCCCUGAUCAAGAUAAGGUGUAUGGCUUCAUUGUGGAGAUCAGGAAGAAGUUUGGCCUUGAGUAGGUUGGAGAUGUUAGGUUAAGUUUAUGUUUAGAUGUGUGGUGAGUUUGGCGAAACCAUGAUGAUGCCUUGAUUUUGUUGAAGCUCGAAAGUGUAGCUUUUGUUAAAAUCACGGUGGUUCAUUGCGGUAUUGUUAUUCUCACCAUGAAUCAAAACAUGUAGUACUAAAUGAUUUCAGUUUUCUCAACCUUUCUGUUGGAAUAAUUAUGUAAUAAAAAGGCACUUUGAUGUGCCAAACUUUGUGGUUUUUGUAGGAAAUUAUUCUGAAGUACUUGUGAAUUGUAAUGGAUCUUUGAUCUGUUAGUUUUUAUACAUUGUUAUGCACUCUUUCAUGUGAAA